AUGAACAACGAUACAAAAAAUAUACAAGGUUCUUCUCGUGUUGAGGAUGAAGAUGAGCCCGAUGAAUGGGACAAGAGGAUCAACAAGACUGGUUGUGCAGAGGAAAACCUGGCUUUAACAUUAUGUCAUGCGGACAAAAAAGAUUGGCGUCUAUGUCUUCCAGAGAUGGAAGCUUUUAAAAAAUGCUGGGCAGAACAUAACAACAAUCAAAGAACAUCCACUUUGGAUGCUAAAAAUUAA
Messenger RNA from Magnusiomyces paraingens, 240 nucleotides. RefSeq lists its product as uncharacterized. Gene Ontology annotation, biological process: mitochondrial respiratory chain complex IV assembly. Gene Ontology annotation, cellular component: mitochondrial intermembrane space. Lineage: Eukaryota; Fungi; Ascomycota; Dipodascomycetes; Dipodascales; Dipodascaceae. The transcript has 4 exons. The record is from RefSeq and is a predicted model, not a curated record. Bases 1 to 240 code for a protein of 79 amino acids.